ACUAUCGACUGCUACUGAUUUCCUGCGUUUUCAAAAUCUCAACGCUGGCGCUGUGAGCUACUGCGAAGUUUUCCAAACAGAUUUCAUAGGUUUAUUUCGUCUUUGCAGCUGGAGUAUGGGACUGAUAUGAAACCGUUAUUGUUGCCGGAAAUGUCCUGUAACGUUUUCAGUGUUUUCAGGUCGCGUUAUGAAGCGUUUUUUGAAGAACGAUGAGUAAUUAUAUUUUCAUCAGGGUCGUCGGCAAGGGGAGCUAUGGGGAGGUGAACUUGGUGAAACACAAAACAGACCGAAAACAGUAUGUUAUUAAGAAGCUGAAUUUAACCACCUCCUCCAAGCGGGAGCGGCGUGCUGCAGAGCAGGAGGCUCAGCUUCUGUCCCAGCUACGGCAUCCUAACAUUGUGACAUACAGGGAGUCUUGGGAAGGAAAUGACUGCCAGCUGUACAUUGUGAUGGGUUUCUGUGAAGGCGGUGACCUUUACCAUCGACUCAAACAGCAAAAGGGCGAACUCUUACAUGAGAGGCAGGUGGUGGAAUGGUUUGUCCAGAUAGCCAUGGCACUCCAGUAUCUGCAUGAGAGGAACAUUCUUCACCGGGACCUUAAAACGCAGAACAUCUUCCUGACCAAGACCAACAUCAUCAAAGUUGGGGACCUUGGCAUCGCACGAGUAUUGGAGAACCAGAAUGAUAUGGCCAGCACACUCAUAGGGACCCCUUACUACAUGAGUCCAGAGCUCUUCUCGAAUAAACCCUAUAACCACAAGUCAGAUGUUUGGGCCCUGGGCUGCUGUGUAUAUGAAAUGGCCACGCUGAAACAUGCCUUCAAUGCCAAGGACAUGAACUCGCUGGUUUAUCGCAUUGUAGAAGGAAAGCUGCCACAGAUGCCCAGUAGAUAUGAUCCCCAGCUGGGAGAACUAAUCAAGAGCAUGCUGUGUAAGAGACCUGAAGACAGACCUGAUGUCAAACUUAUCCUCCGGCAGCCCUACAUCAAACGACAAAUUGCCAUGUUCCUCGAGGCCACUAAAGAAAAGACUGCCAAGUCAAGAAAGAAGGCUGUGGGUGGCAGUGAUGAUUGUAGGGCCAACAGUGGACAGUCUGCGGUGACAUCUCAGCCAAAACCUGAGAGAAGUCCCCAGCCUGAACCUGUAGCCCGGGUGAAACGGAAAGACGAGAAAUCACAACAGGAUAAGGUUUGGAACGGCGUCGCAGACUUCGCUCCAGUCCAAACACCUCGACCACCGAAACCUUCUUCACCUGAGGCUCUCAAAGCCAGCAUUGCAUCCCUGGCGACCAUCAGCAACAUCAAUAUCGAUGUCCAACUGCAGCAGGACGAGGACGUGAUGAAGAGGCAGGUGCAGGGGCCCCAGUCAGUUGUGUCACACCACCGUGCAGGUAAUGAACCUGAGACUCACAGCGUGAACAAAGACAGCAAGGGACGAGGGAAACCAGAUCCAUCUCCCCCUCCUUCCCCUGUUAAGCCCCCUCCGAAGUCUGUAUCAGGUGUUGGCAGUCAGGGAACAGAUGAGAGGAGGGCCCCCAAUGGAUUGUUAGACAUUCAUCCACAGGCCACGCCAAACCCUGGGGAUACAUUUUCUGUCCGUGGGGAGAAACAGAUGUCAGAUGUGGACGGUAACGAUGAUACCAUGGAGUUACUUAAAGAGGCUGACAGGCAGAACCCAAAGCUGGAAGUGGAGAGAGAGGAUGCUUUUUCUAAGCGUGAGAGGAGAUCUGCACACAAAUCCAAUAUAGAGAAUAUCAAAGUAGAUGUGGAAGUGAGUAUGGACGAUAAAAGCGACACCGUUACCCUUCUUAAGGGAGCUCCGACACAGCACCAUACCCCAGACAUCCAAGAAAGCCUAGAAUCUACUGAAAAGCUGUUAGAGCCGUUCCCUCCAACACUGGAGCCUGUUCGGGAGGAAUCUCCCUUACCAGCCAGUAGGCCGGGUCGAGCCGCUCCAUGCCAAGCUCCCAUGUACUUCUCAUCAGAACCAUCUUUAUCACAGCAGCACAGAGGGAGGGACAUAAGACGGACACAUGGAGAUCAGGACAAGGUAAAGAGGGUAGCUCCUAGACCUUUACCUCCACCUCCUGUUGAGAGCAAAGCCGUGGAGGGGAGGAAGAGGAGCAGGAGGAGCACAGAGGGCAAGAGAGCCAGUGAAGCUGCAACCUCCACAUCAGUUAGCUCCUCUAAGGACGGAUUCUUACCACUGCCACAGGAUCGUCUUCUAUCUGCCAGGGAGAGAAGAAGACUGAGGCAGUCCCAGGAUGGGUCCAGCCAACCAGGUGUUAGUGUUGGAAGAAGGGCAUCUUAUGAUGUCACUUCCACCAAUGACGAGCACUACAACGCUCCAUAUAACAGAUCUGUUUCAGAAUCUAUGACUGAGACCAACUGUAAGGAUAAGUUGCCGGAGCGAAGGUCAGAUGAAGACGAGUGCAGCUCAUCCACAAGUUCCACAGAACGUUCGGAGGGAGACUGCAGGGAAAGAAAGACUGAGUCCAGCGACAUGCAGGAUUUAGUCCACAUGAUGACCCAAACUUUAAGAAUGGAUAUUGGAGACGGUGUGAGUGAGAUGGACAAAGGCAGAUUUGGCUCGACUGCGUUGCCAGAAUUUAAACUGAACAGGAAGUACAGAGACACCCUGGUGCUUCAUGGGAAGGCUCGAGAGGAUUCUGAGAACUUGUCACUCGGUGAAAUACCAAUCGGCUCCACGUCCGGUCCAGCAAAGAUAAGAAGAGCUAUCGAGCAGCUGAGAACAGAUGCGGUGAAGGGCCUGGGGCUCAAGCUGCUGGACAGAGUCCUGGAAAUCAUGGAGGUGGAGGAUGACACCAAACGAGAACUGUGCCUUCGUGACCAGAUGGGAGAUGAGAAGUACCACGCUUAUGCUGUGAUGGUGAGGCAGCUGAAAUUCUUUGAGGAUAUUGCCAUCAAGGUUUAGAGAAGAUACUGUUUCUAAGGGAGAAUACACAUGUGCAUUACCAUGACACCACUUGACAGUUCUCUAACAGGAAACUUUGUCUUUGGGAGAAAUGCUUCGGCGUUCAUGUAGAAACUUGUAUGCAUUUACAACCGGUCCAUAUUGUUCACGAAUAUGAAUUUGUUUCCUGCCAAAAUACCAACACAAGCUUGUGUGGCGUUGUCACUUCUUUCUCUCUGCUUGCAUGCGAAAUCAUUGUUGACGCUCGCAGGUUUUGUCAUGGAAAUGCCACAAUGCAGCUGCUCUGGUGCGAGCAAUCUUAUGUAAAUUACUGUGUAAAGUUCUUUUUUUAUCUUCUUAUUGUUUGAACACACAAUUCAUAAUUAUUCCUGUAGUUUUCAGGAUGUCUAUGCAAAGAUUGAGUCGUGUUAAAGCACUCCUUGUCUUUACUUUCUGUAGUAGAUGCUUAUUUGUUUAUUUAUAAUGCAAGCUAGAAUUUCAAUAAUUGUUUUCCUAUGCUAUAUCUUUGAAGACACUAGAUCUCACUUGCUGCUGUAUUUCUUAAACACUAAAUAAUGUAAUGUAGAUGCAUUGUAGAUAUUAACAUUUAAUCUUUUCUAAUAAAUCCUAAAAUGUU
Molecule: messenger RNA, 3549 nt
Organism: Cottoperca gobio
Lineage: Eukaryota; Metazoa; Chordata; Actinopteri; Perciformes; Bovichtidae
Gene: nek4
Product: NIMA-related kinase 4
Biological process (GO): protein phosphorylation
Molecular function (GO): ATP binding; protein kinase activity
Source: RefSeq, a predicted model, not a curated record